AUUUUGUACCUGUGCAGGUCAGCUAAUAUUGGGGUUUUUUUAUGCUUAAAAUGCUGUAGCAUUCACAGAAAUCUUAGCUCUGAUAUUUCCAAGGUCUUGUCUGUGACUUUGGAUGAGUGGUCUGAGGAAGACAUUGACUCGAUGUUUGAGGUUGGUGGAAACUCUUCUGCCAAUGCAAUCUAUGAGGCUUAUAUUCCUAAAGGAAUUUCAAAACCUAAACCAAAUGCAAGCAUUGAGGAGCGCACAAAGUUUAUCAGAUCUAAGUACGAAUUCCAAGAAUUUUUGAAACCAAGCUUGCGGAUGGUUUCUUCCAAGAGCUCCUUCAAGUCUUGUGCUUCUGGAGUAGAUUUAGAUUCAUUC
Messenger RNA from Phalaenopsis equestris, 360 nucleotides. RefSeq names its product ADP-ribosylation factor GTPase-activating protein AGD12-like. The annotation marks the transcript as partial. Lineage: Eukaryota; Viridiplantae; Streptophyta; Magnoliopsida; Asparagales; Orchidaceae. The transcript is spliced from 3 exons. Gene Ontology annotation, molecular function: phospholipid binding; GTPase activator activity. The record is from RefSeq and is a predicted model, not a curated record.